Molecule: messenger RNA, 3136 nt
Organism: Phalacrocorax carbo (great cormorant)
Lineage: Eukaryota; Metazoa; Chordata; Aves; Suliformes; Phalacrocoracidae
Source: RefSeq, a predicted model, not a curated record
AAAAAAAAAAAGAAAAAAAGAAAUCUGGGAAUAAAAAGACCAAUACUGACGAUAACGAAAGGCGGGCGCGCCCGGGAGCCGCGCCCGUCGCCGGCUGCGUGGAAGGGGCCGCGCUGCCCGGCGCCCCCGGAAGCCGCCAAGGGCUCGGCGCGGCGCGGCGUGCCCGGCCUGGCCUCCGCCGCGCCCGGCCGCGCCGCCCGCCGGGCCCCGCCGGGAGCGCGUCUCGCCUUGUUCCGGUGGCCGCGGCCCGCCCUGCCCGGCGCGCCCCCGACCCCACCCGCCGCCUCCUCCCCGCCCGCCCCCGGGGCGCGGAGCGCGGCUGUGCGGGAGAGACAAUAGAGGGGCCGGGCGGGCUCCGCGCAGCCCUGCGCGCCCCGGGGAUGGAUGGCGAGGAUGCGGGAGGCGGCGGGGCUGCUGUGAAGAAAGUCGUGGGGCUGGCCGGAGGCUGGAGAGCGGGACAUGUUGCUGGUGCCCCCCUGAUGCUCUGCUGGCGAAGGGGAGGCUGGUGAGGAGCUGGAGGACGGCGACGCGAGGCCACGGCGGGGGAAAUCCGAGGCUCCGGCUGGGAAACCAUGGGGAGAUGCAAUGGGAGAUGUACGCUGGUCGGAUUCUGCUGCCUGCAGCUGGUAGCGGCGCUGGAGAGGCAGAUCUUUGAUUUCCUGGGCUACCAGUGGGCACCCAUCCUGGCUAACUUUUUACACAUCAUGGCUGUUAUUUUGGGUAUUUUUGGGACCAUCCAGUACAGAUCCAAAUACCUCAUGAUGUACGCGGUGUGGCUGGUGCUGUGGGUCGGCUGGAACGCCUUCAUCAUCUGCUUCUACCUGGAGGUCGGACGCUUGUCGCAGCUUUUUGGCUUCGUUUACGCCUGUUACGUCAGCAAAGUGUUCCUGGAGGAAGAAGACAGCUUCGACUUCAUCGGUGGGUUUGACUCCUACGGCUACCAGGCGCCACAGAAGACAUCACACCUACAGCUACAGCCGCUCUACACAUCUGGGUAACCUCCUCCCGCCCUGGAUCCGGCUCCGGCCCGGCGUGGGAGCUGGAGGCGACCGGACGCCCCUAGAGCGAACUGUCCCACACCCCAUGAUACGACCCCUGGCGAGGGGGGGGACGACGCCGAGCCGCCCGGUCCCCUCCUGCCUCCUCGCACCCUGCAAGACCCCUGAAAACAGAGCCGGGAGCUGCACAUUCAUCCCACCCUGGACGCCUCCGAGCCCAAACCACCCACCCACCGCAGGAUCAGGGGGGCUGGAUAUUGGGGGACCCCCCCAAGCCGCGCUGCCCUCCCAGGCUCCCACUCCCUCCCCAGGAUGGGGACAUGGGGACACGCGGGGAGGUGGCAUCGCUUGCCGGACACUGUUUUCUUCUCUUUCUCCCAGCCUGGUUUUUCCUUGGAGCAGCAGGGCCCUUCCCAGCCUGCCGGGCAGGAGGGGAGCCCAGAGCAGGAUUGGGGCGAAAACCAGCCAGUUUGGAGCAAAUGGGACUGGGGCGGGGAUAAACACCUCUUUGGGGACAGCGGGGCAUGCAGGGCAGCUUCGUCCUCCGCAGGGUUGGGAUGACUUCAUGAAACGCCGGGUUUUGGAGUUGGGCUGGCCCCAAAACUGGGGUUUUUGCUCCCAAAAGGAGUUUUCCAGCCCCGCUGGUUGGAUGUAAUGGCGUCAAGGGGCUCGGUCUGGGAUGGUCCCCUCACCCCGAGGACCUGGAUCUGGCCAUCAGCAUCUUGCCUCACCCCCCCCAGACCUGGGGAUGGUGGGGGGGGCAGAGCACCCCAAAAUCCCUCCACAAUCCCCCCAUCCCUGCCACAUUUCCAGGGGGUCUUGCUCAAAUUUGGCAAUACUGACGCUGCUUUUGACACAGCCCCUUUCCGGCUGUUUUAACGAAUCUAAUGAAUGUUUUAGGUUGGUUUUUUUUUUUUAAUUAUUGGGGUUCUUUUUUUUUUAAUUUAAAGUGCCUGAGUGGACUCUGGCUGAGCACGAUGCCCUGGCGAGCCUGCGCUGGGCCGCCCCCGAGGCCGACAUUGUGCCUUCAGCAACGCUUUGCCCACCCCGGGGCUGCCUUGGUGCCCCCCAGCCCCUUGCCCAGGGCUGCAGGGGGGCAGCUUGGUGCUCCUCUGACCCCCCCAGCCCCUCCAUCCAUUGGGGGUCUUGGUGGCAAAUCCAUCCAUCAGGUGCAGUGGCAAAAAAGGGUGAUGUCGGCAUGUGGGGAAUGGUUAUUUUGGGGGGGGGGCGGAAUGUGCAAGGUCUGUUGGGCAGCAAUCGCUUGGCAAAAUGAAGAUGAGCUGGGAAUUAAAAGCCUUGGAAGAAGGUGGAAGGGAGAAAGUAGUUUCAGGAAGCAUCCCGGCUCCCCCGACCAACUUGUUCUCCUUCUUUUCCCAGAUGUGGGGUGCGGCUUCUCCCGGAUCCCUGGAUCUCGUCCCAAGCCCACCCUUUGCCUCUGGGAGCAGGGGGAGUCGCAACAAUUUUGCUUCCCAGGAGUUUUUCAUCCAGUCGUGGGGGUUAUUAGGGGAUUUAUUUUUGCACCCUGGAGUGAUUUUUUUUGUCCUUCCCAACAAGCAGCCGUGAAGUGCCAACGACGGAGGCUGCCCGAGCCCAAACCCUGGGCAGGGGACAGGCUGCAUCCCCCCGCCAGUCCCUCUGCCACAUCCAGCCAAGCUGCGAACUUUACAGGCAAUAAUUUUUUCUGCCCUUUCCCCUCUUUUUUCCAAGGAAAACUGUGUUUUUCAAGCAACGGAUACCCCCCAUCCCCCAAAACACAUCCCCAUCCCCAAGCACUGCCCAGCCCUGGGAACGGCAGCAUCUCCAGGGUUUAUUUUCCUCUCCAGGACCAAGGAUGCUCUCACUGACCCACCAUGAGACCAUGGGAUGGGAUGGGAUGGGAUGGCAGACACCCACCCACCUGCUCGAAGCCCUUCUCAAGCCCAACAGGAAGCAGAAGGAAAAGCUUGCCGUCAUUUAAAACUCAUUCAGAAGAGCUUCCCUCCGUCCUGAGCUCGACAGGAGCCAGGCACCGGCCCUCCAUGACCUUGUUUUUUUUCUUUUCCGUUGGCUUGUUUUUAUAUAAGACUGUAUUUGUAACGUGAACCGAGGAUUUCUUUUCUAUUCUGUAAUUAUAAAAGUUGAAGGAAAGUUUCAUCCGA